AUGUCCACCACUACUUCUCUCCGCAGUUUAAACAUCAACAACAUCAACCCACACGUCAAAGAAGCAAAAUAUGCCGUCCGUGGUGCCCUCGCUGUUAAAUCGGAAGAAUACAGAGCCAAGCUCGCAAAGGGUGAUAAAGAUCUCCCGUUCGAUACUGUCAUAAGUGCCAAUAUUGGAAACCCGCAACAAUUGGAUCAGAAACCUAUUACUUUCUUCAGACAAGUCUUGAGUUUGAUUGAAUACCCACCGUUGUUGGAAAAGGAAACUGUGCUGUUGAAUGCAUUGGGGUAUAAGCAAGAUGUUAUUGACAGGGCGAGGUGGUUAUUGAAGGAAGUUGGAAGUGUGGGUGCUUAUAGUGCUAGUGCUGGUGCCACGGGAAUCAAGAACAGUGUGGCUAGGUUCAUUGAGAAACGAGAUGGAUUCCCCGCAGACCCAAAAGAUAUCUACCUUUCCGCCGGUGCCUCUGCUGGAGUCAACACCCUCCUCCACAUAAUCUGCGCAGGUCCCAAUACCGGUGUCCUAGUUCCCAUCCCACAAUACCCAUUAUACACGGCAUCCCUCUCCCUCCUCAACGCCAAAUGCGUCCCCUACUACUUAGACGAAGCCCGCAACUGGGGUACCGACCUUCAAGCCAUCAAAGAUGCCUACGCCGCCGCCAUCGCAGAAGGAACCGACGUUCGCGCCAUCGUAAUCAUCAACCCCGGUAAUCCCACCGGUGCAAGUCUUCCACCCCAGGAUAUCGAAGCUGUCAUUAAAUUCGCCGCCGAGAAAAAGCUCGUAGUAAUGGCCGACGAAGUAUACCAAACCAACGUCUUCAAAGGAAAAUUCCACUCCUUUAAACAAAUCCUCCGCGAUCUCCAAUCCAAAACCCCGGCAAAAUACGAUAAUGUUGAACUCGUUUCUCUACAUAGUAUAUCCAAAGGCAUGGUUGGCGAAUGCGGACAUCGCGGUGGCUAUUUCGAACUCUGUGGUUUCGACCCCGAAGUCGUAGAGCAGAUAUAUAAAUUCGUCAGUAUCAGUUUAUGCGCACCGGUAAUCGGCCAAUGUCUCGUCGAACUCAUGGUAAAUCCACCUCAACAAGGUUCACCCUCCUACGACCUUUACAAAUCAGAAUACGAUGCCAUAUUCUCGGGACUCCGUGCACGCGCAACAGCGCUCUAUGAAGCCUUUUCACAAAUGGAAGGGGUAGAAUGUCCAGAACCGCAGGGAAGCAUGUAUCUAUUCCCCACGAUUAAAUUGCCGGAAAAGGCGGUUGAGGCGGCGAAGAAAGAGGGCAUGGGUCCGGAUGAAUAUUAUUGUCAUAAAUUAUUGGAGGCAACGGGUGUUUGUGUGGUUCCUGGAAGUGGCUUUGGUCAGAGGGAAAAUACGCUGCAUUUUAGGACGACGUUUUUGGCGCCGGGAACGGAGUGGGUCGGGAGGAUUAAGGGGUUUCAUGAGGGGUUUAUGGGGGAGUUUAGAUAG
Messenger RNA from Sclerotinia borealis F-4128, 1461 nucleotides. The record is from the annotation of a GenBank genome assembly. Lineage: Eukaryota; Fungi; Ascomycota; Leotiomycetes; Helotiales; Sclerotiniaceae.